AUCUGCGCGCUUAAAGUCUUCCCCGAUUUAGGUGGCGGGACGUCCCCCUCGCUCGGACCCGAGGCGCUCAGGAUGCCGCAGAGACCUGGGGAGGAGGAGGAGGAGGAGCGAGAACGGGAGGACGCUGCUCGGCGUCUGUGCUCGGUAAACACGCGGGAGCCUUGCCAAGUUAUUUUCUGCAACCGCACCCCCCGCUUGGUGAGCCCCGUCUGGCUGGACUUCGACGGGAAGCCGCGCCCCUAUCCCACCCUGAAACCGGGCACCGGCCGCCGGAUGUACAGCUACCUGGAACAUCUUUGGUUGUUCAGAGAUGCCAGGUCAGGUGAUAGUCUCCUUGUCAACCAGACGGAGCUGUUUGUAGCUACUCGCAAUACAAAUGGACAACCCAUAUUUGCAAAUGUUACAUUGCCAGUAUUCACUCUAAAGGAAAGAUGUCUGCAAGUUAUCCGCACAUUAGUGCAACCAGGAAACUACAGGGAGUUAGACAUUGUUCGUUCAUUAUAUGAAGAUCUAGAAGAUUAUCCAGACAUUAGGAAGGAUCUUCAGCGGCUUUCUGUGGAGAGGCAUAACCGAUUGAGGAAUGGAAUCUCUGAUCGACGUGAGGAGUCUUAAAUGAGAAAGCUACUUGGGCUAAUAAAGUGCUAUGUACAAGAGGUAUUAUGAAUGGAAAAGAUGACAUCAACUUUCUGUUGUGUGUUACUUAACUCUUGUUUGGCUUAGCCUAUGUAGGUUAUAUGUUGACAGCUGUAGGAAUGGACAAUGAGUCAAAAUGCCACCAGGCUAUAGCUAAAAACACUUUUAAUAAAA
Protobothrops mucrosquamatus (brown spotted pit viper) is the source of this 807-nucleotide messenger RNA. RefSeq names its product von Hippel-Lindau tumor suppressor (gene VHL). The record is from RefSeq and is a predicted model, not a curated record. The transcript has 3 exons. NCBI's taxonomy places the organism in Eukaryota, Metazoa, Chordata, Lepidosauria, Squamata, Viperidae. The coding region runs from base 73 to 612 and encodes 179 amino acids.